Dreissena polymorpha is the source of this 294-nucleotide messenger RNA. Its product is annotated as failed axon connections homolog. The record is from RefSeq and is a predicted model, not a curated record. Gene Ontology annotation, cellular component: cytoplasm. The transcript has 4 exons. Lineage: Eukaryota; Metazoa; Mollusca; Bivalvia; Myida; Dreissenidae. Bases 1 to 294 code for a protein of 97 amino acids.
AUGGCAGGGCCUUGGACGCCACAAUCAGUAGAGAGACAGUUGCGUGAAGAUUUGAAUGCGAUUUCUGAUUUCUUAGGAGACAAGAAGUUCCUAUUUGGUGACGAUGCAUGCGCCGCGAAUUGCGCCGUGUUCAAUCAACUGUGUCAGGUGAUGUGGCACGUGCCCAGUGUGAGUAGCUUUGUUUUAGAGUCUUUGCCGAACUUGAAGAGUUACAUUGAGCGCAUGCGCAGUGCGUACUGGCCAGACUGGGACGAAUGUGUCACCGACUACUUCACAAAAGAAGCGACAAAAUAA